UUAGCUCGGAACGCCAUCUUACUUUCAGACGGGGGUUUUAAACGACCAGAGGCGGUGACAGGUCGGAGGUUCGUGUUGGCUGAGGAUAAAAGUGCCGUGACUCUGCAGCAGCAUCAGUCAUGGCUUUUUGCUGUUUAUAACAGGAAAAAGAGAGAGCGCGUCAGGAAACACCGCCGCCGGUUGGCCUGAACCGAGCUACCGAGAGGAGACGGAGGGAGGCUGGGUUGGUUUUUUUUUUUUUUUCCGCUGAAAGAAGUUAUUGUUUAUGUUAUUUAACACGGACAUGUCCUCUUCAAAUCCAGAGCUGGCAGACCCUAACCUGGGUCUGGGAGCGAGUGGAGCCCAAACAAGUGGUGUGGCGGCGGCACCGAAGGGCACCAACAAAAGACGAGCCGUGACAGACAUUGAUGAUGAUGACGAUGAAGAAGGAGGAUCCAAAUUGAUGAGGUUUGAUGAUGAAACAGGAGGCUCCAGCAGUGAAAAAGAGCGCUUUGCCAGGGAGAACCACAGCGAGAUCGAGCGUCGGAGGCGGAACAAGAUGACCGCUUACAUCACAGAGUUGUCUGAUAUGGUGCCGUCGUGCAGCGCGCUGGCACGGAAACCAGACAAGCUGACCAUCCUGCGAAUGGCCGUGUCCCACAUGAAGACUCUCAGAGGAACUGGCAACACCAACGCUGACGGGUCGUACAAACCGUCCUUUCUCACCGAUCAGGAACUGAAGCAUCUGAUCCUGGAAGCAGCCGACGGCUUCCUGUUCGUGGUGUCGUGUGAGACGGGCCGCGUUGUUUACGUCUCCGACUCGGUGACACCUGUCCUCAACCAGCCGCAGUCCGAGUGGCUGGGCUCCUCGCUGUACGAUCAGCUCCACCCAGACGACACCGAGAAGCUCAGAGAGCAACUCUCCACCUCGGAGAACAACAACACAGGGAGGAUGUUGGACUUGAAGACGGGGACAGUAAAGAAGGAGAGUCAGCAGUCGUCGGCCAGGAUGAAUAUGGGAGCCCGUCGAUCGUUCAUCUGCAGAAUGAGGUGUGGCACAUGUCCCGUGGAGCCCAUCUCAAUGAAUCGACUCAGCUUUUUAAGGAACAGAAACAGGAAUGGUUUGGGUUCACCCAAGGAAGGGGAGCCCCAGUUUGUAGUGGUCCACUGUACAGGAUGUAUCAAGUCCUGGCCCCCCGCAGGCGUGUCGUUAACAGACGAUGAAGCAGACAACAACCAGGGGAGCCGCUACUGUUUAGUUGCCAUUGGGAGAUUACAGGUUACUUGUUGUCCAGGGGAUACAGACCUCGGCAGUAUCAGUGUUCCAAUCGAGUUCAUCUCCCGCCAUAACUGCCAAGGUUUGUUUACCUUUGUAGACCACCGCUGUGCUGCCUCUACUGGCUAUCAGCCCCAGGAUUUACUGGGAAAGAACAUUGUAGAGUUCGCCCAUCCUGAGGACCAAGGCUUACUGAGAGACAGUUUCCAGCAGGUGGUGAAGAUGAAAGGCCAGGUUCUGUCUGUGAUGUUCCGGUUUUGCUCCAAAUCCAGAGAAUGGAUCUUGAUGAGAACGAGUUCCUUCACCUUCCAGAACCCGUUUUCAGAGGAGAUCGAGUAUAUCAUCUGCACCAAUGUGAAUGUCAAAAACUCAACCCAGGACCCUCUCACUCCCAUCGCUUCCCCGGGGGCUGCGAUGCCUCUGGGUCAGAGCAGCCCGACCCAUCACGCCGUUGUGCUCAGCCCCAGGCAGGUGGCCACCAGACAGUUGCAGCAGCAGCAGCAGGCUGACCUGGAGGGAGGAGGAACCAGAGAUGGAGUGUACGAAACAAGACCGAGCACCCACACACAGAUGCCGGUGCAGCCGGUGACUCCAGCAGGACCAGACCACAGCAAAAGCCUGGAGAAGCCGGAGCUCUACCCCUCCCUCUUUCCAGGACCAGAACCUGUGAAGGGCAUGCCCUCCACCCCCACUCCAUCCACUCCGAUUUACGCCAACAACUUUGCUGCUGGUCGACCCAGUGAGACGUACAGGCCGGUCAGUAUGACUCCACAGAUGACGCCUCCAGCACACACAGCUGGACCCAUGAUGACUCAUAUGUCUCGUCAGAACGGAGCCCCGCAGACUGUUGCCCCAUCAAGCACUAACAGCUCCCUCCAUGGAGGAUCAGGAGUGGGGUGGACCGGGGCUGGAGCCAGACCCCAGUUUAACAACCAGCAGGUGGCACCCCAGGCAGCGAAGACCAUGUCCCCACAGUUUGCCCACAUGGGGGGAUUCGGAGGCGGCUCUUCCAACGCCUUCGGUCAGAUGCCUACUGGUGCUGCUCCCACCCCCACCAACGGCACAAACUACCCUCAGAUGAACCCCCGGGCCAGCCUCAGCACCAACGGCUACGAUGGGUCCCAGUCUGGAGCGCAGUUCCCCUCCCGGGCGGCGGAGGCAGUGUGGCCUCAGUGGCAGGGCCAGCAGCACACUCAGAGCACCGCAGAGCAGCAUCCUCACGCUCAGGGAAACCAGCAGGACAUGUUUCCUGACGUGCUGUCGAUGCUCGACCAGCCCGCCACCUUCAGCAGCAACGAUUUCGAGAUUCCCAUCUACCCGCCGUACACAGAGUGACGUGUCGGAGCCUCGUCUUCCUCUUUGUCUUCUGCUCUCUCUACACCUCAGGCCCUCUGCUUCUCCCCGCUCCCGAGUGUCGCAGUCUUCCCUCUCUUUGAGCGGCUCAAAUCUGCCAGUCAGUUAAAGAUGGCGGCAGAUGUGCACAGGGGAGGAUAAUCAAGAAUUUACUUCUGCUUAAAGAGUUAUUUUCACAGUAUUUCAGUUUUGAAAAGAGAUUUCUCUAGCUAGCACUACCCAAAGCUCAACACCAUAUUGUAGAUGUAAUAUCAGUAUAUUAGAUAAAUAUAUUUAAAAAAAGCGCACAAUCACCCGACCACACUUGAAUAUACUGCACAAGAAAAGACACCCUCUGGUAAAUGUACACACAAAGGCCUUUUAUUCUGAUGUCAGUGGGUUUUUUCUCAGGCAUAGACUAAGAGACUAUAUUUAACUUUUUUGGUAUUGUGAGGAAUAAUUUCAGCCAAUGACCUAAAAUAUUGUGGAACUAGCAGGGAUUUGUGUUUCCUUUCUUAUAUUUGACAUUUUUGGUUUUAAAUCAACAGCACGUCUCUGCAUGACGAAACGACUCUCAUGGAGAGAUUCUGUAGAUUCUGCAGUCGGAGUUUUAGUGAUUUGUUUUUUUUCUCCUGAGUAUUUCAGUGUCACGUGUGCUUCGAGCUCAGCAGAGAAGUGCAGACCAGCUUUUUUUGUACUUUCCUACAGGUUUGUAUACGCAGUAUGCAUCUGUGUGUGUUUCUAAAAUGGAUGUAUGCGGUGUAGCUGUUCACAAAAGGUUGUGAGAAUUCUGCCUCGCUGGGUUUAACGUCAAACCCCCGAACACCUGGGUUUUUGUAUUCCUUUUGUAAAAGACUGCAAUAAUUAACAAGCAAGAAUUGUGUACUUUUAAAGCCAUUUUAUCAUUUCCUCUAAAAUUGUUUUAUUUUUUAAUGAGAAAAUGUGAUUUGUUUUGUAUUUUAUUUGUUGAUCUGUUUCCUGUGAUUGGUUUGUCGUGGUUUGAUCAGGGUAUCUGAGAUUAAAACGGAGUGAAGAGUCAAAACCGAGCGGACCUACGCAUGUGGAUUGUGUUUGUUUUGGAUCCUCCUGUUUGUGAGUCUUUGCCAGCAGGAUCUGUGCCGGAUCACUUUCUGCGUCGCUGACAGGAAAGACGAAAAAGUAGCGCUUCUGAAAUGUCUCAUUUUUAAAGUGUGAGAUUUAAAGUUCCGUGUCUGAGUCACAGUCGUGUGUGUCCUGACAGAUUGUAGAUAAUUGUGUUGUUUUUCUCUUUCAGAGGAUGGCAUGUUGAUGAUUGUGUUGUUUUUGUU
This is a messenger RNA of Austrofundulus limnaeus, 3894 nucleotides long. It is a transcript of the gene arnt, whose product is annotated as aryl hydrocarbon receptor nuclear translocator. The record is from RefSeq and is a predicted model, not a curated record. The transcript is spliced from 20 exons. NCBI's taxonomy places the organism in Eukaryota, Metazoa, Chordata, Actinopteri, Cyprinodontiformes, Rivulidae. Gene Ontology annotation, molecular function: DNA-binding transcription factor activity; protein dimerization activity. The coding region runs from base 266 to 2590 and encodes 774 amino acids. Gene Ontology annotation, biological process: regulation of DNA-templated transcription. Gene Ontology annotation, cellular component: cytoplasm; transcription regulator complex; nucleus.